Messenger RNA from Heterocephalus glaber (naked mole-rat), 3426 nucleotides. The record is from RefSeq and is a predicted model, not a curated record. Lineage: Eukaryota; Metazoa; Chordata; Mammalia; Rodentia; Bathyergidae.
ACCACUAUAGGUGCUAAUGCUCACAGUCAGGCCUCUGAUUCUUCUUCCAUCUUACUUGAAGCUGCUAGAGGAGGAAAUCCAGAUUCUGUGACUCUCUUGCUGAAGUAUGGAGCUGAUGCCAAUAUCCCCAAGAUUUCAGGCCACCUGCCCAUUCAUGUGGCAGCUGACCGAGGCCACUUAUUAGCCCUAAAGAUGUUAGUUCCAGUUACAGAUCUUGCUGCCAUUAAGUGGAGUGGAAUCAAUCCAGUUCACUGUGCAGCAGCAGGAGCACACACUCAAUGCCUGGAACUUCUUAUCCAGGCUGGAUUUGAUGUGAAUUUCAUGCUAGAUCAGAGAAUUCAUAAACACUAUGAUGACCAAAGGAAAUCAGCUUUGUAUUUUGCUGUAUCAAAUGGUGACCUCUCUUCAGUUAAACUGCUUCUGAAUGCUGGAGUUCUUCCUAAUCAAGACCCUGUUAACUGCCUGCAGAUAGCUCUGAGGAUGGGCAAUUAUGAGCUGAUAAGUCUUUUGCUGAGGCAUGGGGCCAAUGUUAAUUACUUCUGCAGAGUUAACCCUUUGCAUUUCCCAUCAGCACUGCAAUACACACUGAAAGAUGAAGUCAUGCUCAGGAUGCUGUUGAAUUAUGGGUAUGACACAGAGCGAUGUUUUGAUUGUCCUCAUGGGGACAAAGUUCGUCUCUAUGCUUUUGAAGGCUGGACAUCUACAGUUAUUAAAGAUACUAUGUUCUGUGAAGUAAUAACUUUGUCAUGGCUGCGACAUCUCUCUGGAAAAGUUGUAACAGUGAUGCCUGAUUACGUUGAUCAAGUUCGGAUCUGUUCAAAAUUGAAAUCUGUGCUUCAAAAUCAGGGGCUCUGGUCAGAAAUACAUUUUAUCUUAAGUAAGUAUCCUUCCUGUAGAAAACUCGUAAAAAAUACUAAUUGUAUGCUUGACUUAUUUUAUAGAACCCUCUUCUGGUUAAAAGCCUAACCUAAAGACAUUAGAAAAAUAAUAUUCCUUUCUAAAAAAAAAAGUUACUGUUCAUAACUUAAUUUGUAAUUAUUAUCAUUUUCUAGAAGAUACAAAUCUGCUAGGUAUUUAUUAUAUAGGCAAGUGAGACAUUUUUUCUCAGUCCACUUAAACCAUGACUAUAAAGCAACACUACAGACACAGGAAUUAAAAGCUAUGAAAUGACCAAAAAUACAGGGAUGAGAAAAGCAGAUCUAAAUUUGUGGAAGGUAACAAAAGAUCCUCCUCCAAACCAAAUUUUCCCAAAGUAGCACAUAAGAAAAAUAAUUUCAUUCAUCUCAUAUCCCCCUGGGUGAUCUUUACUGUUUUGCUUGUCUGUGAGGAACAGGAUAGGACACUAACAGAAACUUAAGGACGUUGUGUCUCAUAGACCAGACACACAAUCGGUAUGUCUUUGGACUCCAAGUUGAUGUGACUUUGAAUCCAAAUUUACACAAAGGUUUGCAAUGAAAAUGGACGCUCUCAUGCAGUCACAGUAAAUACAAAUCCUGGUGGUUUAAAUAUCAAAUACAUUUGCUAACUAAACUCUUAACAUCACUAAGAAAUAAAGCAGUUCUUUUUUCUUUUGAAUAAUGUGCCUGUUUCUUUCAUUAGCAAACCCUCGCUCCCUAAAACAUCUGUGCCGCCUAAAGAUCCGGAAGUGUAUGGGGCGUUUACGUUUGCGCUGCCCUGUUUUCAUGUCAUUUCUUCCAUUACCCAAUCGUCUAAAAGCAUAUAUUCUUUACAAAGAAUAUGACCUUUAGGGACAAGGAAUUUUUACAGGAUCCUGGUAAUCAAACUAUUCUUGAGGAAAAGGUAUAUAAUUCUGUAGUUUUUUUUUUUUUUUUUGGUACCAGGGAUCGACCUCGGGUCCUUGCGCUUGCGCAGCAGGCAGCGAAACCACUGAGCUAAAUCCCCAGCCCUUGCAGUUUUUCUUUAAAAUUUGACUUGUUAUGUAUGAUUCAUAUUUUUUACCUUACCAGCAAUUAAAAUCUCAAUGCAGUCUACACUCUUUAAAAAGUUACUCUGAACACAACCUCUCAACAUAUAAAUGCCUAGAAUUCUAAAGGCAGUAUAAAAAAGCAAUCUCCAAGUAGUGCCAGGCAUGGUGGCACAUACCUGCAAUCCCAGUGCUUGAGAGGCAAGGCUGAGGCAGGAGGAUUGCCAUGAGUUCGAGGCCAGCUUGGACUACAUACGUGAGUUCAAGGCUAGCCUGGACUACAUAGCAAGAUCCUGUCUCAAAACACACACACACACACACACACACACACACACACACCUCCAACUAGUAAAAAAUUUCAAUUAACUGAAUGAAAUACACUUCUAAUUUUGUACUGAUCUUAUAUUAAGUAUAUUAUGUAUCCAGUUUCUUUGUGUUCAGAAUAACAGAUGUCAUUUCUAAUGAUUCAGAGUAAUUCUUAACAGUAAUCUUUGUUAUAGAGAACAUACAUGUAUCCAUGACUGGACUGAAUAUAUGUCAUGCAUUAUAUGAUGUGGAAGUUAGCUGUCAAUGUGCUAAAGUCCCAAUGCCAGCUUUGAGUCUAACACUGUUUCUCUGUAGUCAGGUACAGAGAUGACAUAGUCUAGUUAAUCCAGAUAGAAGCUUUAAGGGCCAGGAUUUAGCUCAGUGGUUCUGGCACCUGUCUCAAAAGUACAAGGUCCCCAGUUUGAUCCCCAGUAAAAAAACAAAAAAACAAACAGAAGCUUUAAUUGAAAUUUCAUCAUUAAGGGAAAUCAUAUCCUUUCCUGGUUAUGAUUUACUAUUUAUUGGUUAAUGUUAUCACUGGAAUGGGAAUUAAAAGUGUUUUCAAAUAAAUGAUGGGCUUAUGGGUUUCUAUACUGAACCUAGCCUGGUCCUGGAUGUGGGGGUUGGGCUGCUCACUGAUAACAGGAGACAAUGGUUUAAAUUUGUAUUUCUACAUAGUCUGUACUGUAUGUAUACAACUUUAGUUUAUAUCUAUGUAUUCUAAGCUGUCUGUUAAGUACAGGUUUCUAUAUAUUGAAAGCAAAGAAAGAAAAUGAGAUGAUGUUCCCUCAGCCACAGCUAAGUCAUGCACAGCAACAGGGACACCGGAGGCAGGUGAUGCAGUCCGUUUCCACCAGAGCUCAGUCAGUUCUAACUAUCUGGUGUUCACAUUUAGUCUUAACAGAAUACUUCUAUUAGUAUUUUAAAGUAUUACAAUUUUUUCAUUAAGAAAUUUACAAAACUAGCUGGCACAAAGUUUUUAUUUUUUAAAAUCAAAAUUGUGUGCUUAUAAAGAAGUGGUGGGUUGUAUGUCAAUAUACAGAUAUAGCUGGGGAUUUAGCACAGUGGCACCCCGCCUGCCUUGCAAGCACAAGGUCCUGAGUUGGAUCCCCAGUACCGGAAAGAAAAAAAAAAGCAUAGGAAUAUACAGAUAUAUUUAGGAUAUACAUGCACUUAGAAAAAUUACGUUAAUUCUA